CCGUUUCCACUUCCUUCGUCGACGAGUAUAUAACGACGCCAUCACAUUAAUAGAAGCAGACAGGCGAUAAAAGAUAAGUAGACAUUGUAAAGCAAAUUACCGAUAUGUUACAGGUUCUCUUUAUUAGAUUAGAAAUAAAUCAUCUAAAUUCACUGUCCAUAAAACAGAAAUCCAGAUCUAUACUGUGUAACCGGGUCAUGUUUUAGUUUACGGCGUGCUGCAAUCUUUUAAAUCAUUAACUCAUCUUCACCUGAUCAGUUCCAACUUCUCUUGAUCGGAGGAUUCCCUUGGGUCGGAAAUAGUCCCACGCUGGACCUCACCGGUGAUUUCACGACCGUGAGUGUGCUAAAAUACCGCAAAAAUGGCAGCAGCAGAUGGCGACCGUCUUGAUUUGGCUCCCCCAAGAUGUCAACACGUUCGGACGUGAAAAUCCCGAAAGAUUCACGACGGCGGCGGUCAACAACACUACCAGAAAGACACCAAUCCCACCCACUGUCUCAAAUCCAUCUCCUUUUAUGAGGUCUUUGGAGAGCUCCACCUGGGUCCACUUGACGAAGCCUCUUGUACGACAACAUGGAGAGCCACGUUUGCACUCAUGAUCCCAUGACACGUGUCUCAAUUAGUGCAGUAUUAUCUUAUGUCGUGUUUUUUUACUUUUAAUAUUACUUUUUUGUGACGGCUUUAAAAUGGUGACAAUGUUAGGUUCGAAACAGUGAUGACUAUAUUUUUAAAAGAAUCCAACAAUUCAAAUAUUUAAAUUAGAAAGGUUGGCAACGAAUAGUUGACAACUAUAAGCCUGCAGUGUUUUAUUGUGACGUAGGAUGAUUUAACACUGUUUGACCAUUUUUUGCUCCUCCUAGUCUAUAAAUGAACGCGAUAAUGUGUUGCUAACAUGUGGUUCAUAUCGGUUUCCUAAUUCUCCCGGCUUAUUAAUGCUCAUGUAAUUGCCAACACAAGUAGUCCAGAUCCACUGUGUAACUGGGAAUUAUUUUUCCUCCCAGUGUUCUGCAAUCGUUUCAAUCAGAUCAACCGCAUUUCCAGGACCAGUGCGUCAGUCAGGCUCAAGGAUUCAAAGAUCUGAAAUGGCUUUUACUCCUUUGGACGAUCAGAAUCAUAUUUUGCUGGAGGAUAUUUUGAUCGGGUGGUUUCGAUAGACCUGAGAAAAUUAGGAAAGGUACUCGUGAAAAUGACGAGACAGGUGCUAUCUUCUUGGAUUAAAAACGACGAGAAGGACGCAACGACGACCAAAAACUGUUCCGUUUCAAUCUUGAGGUGCUCUUAUUAUUGUGAAGUAAAUGAAAUGAAUUCAGUUUAUCAUCUUAAACUGAAACCACUAAGACUUGAUGGCUAAUUUACGGUUUGAUUCCGUGGCCAUAUCCUGGCGAUACAUGAUCGGCGGCAACAACUUCCCUCGAUCGGUAGAUUUCAUUUCACGUGGAUCCAACGCUGAACUCGACGAAUUCACGACCGAUGCUGCUCAUGGCGUCGUCUAUCACGGUGUCAGAUUGUCAAAAGAUUUUUGUUCUUAAAGAUUUCAACCAUGACUCGAUUUGAUAAGGAUAUCAAACAGCACUUAUCUCCACAGUCCCAGACACAACUUGUCAAUAACCUUUGUUUGAGUUUGAUUAUCGCCCUACGUGUUACCGAUGCAUCAGGCGUCGUUGGCAACAUCGUCGUUAUCAAUUGGCGUGAGAUUUCGUUAGGAUGGGCCUCUAUGGGGGUUUAUUGCAGUUCUGCAGAAGCAUCGUUGACGGGAGUGGGCGACUGGGCGGAGAAAGUGUACAUGGAAACUGAGGCAGAGAUUUGGCUGUUUUUAGCCAAAGAAAACUAGUCCUUCACGUUGCCAGUUACUCAGCAGUCUGGGUAUUGGUGUAAUACCAUUUAAGGGUAUGUGUAGUCAUUUGAAGGUGACGAUUCAUUAUACUUUUCGCUCGCAGCAGAAAAUUCAAUUAACGUACAACGCCAUACGACAACGCAUUAAGGCGAUAUCGAUCUGCUUGAACCACAAAGUUCCGAUCAGGUUUUCUAAAUGCCAAAAAUUGUGAUCUGGAUGCCCCAUGAUGAGAACCGGGCUGGGCAUGUAGCCAUCGCUACCAACGCGUACUACGUCAGCUUUUGGCCGGCUCGUUGUUUAGAAAAGGAUGGAAAGCACACCAGGACAAUUUUAAAUGGAUUCGAAUUCGCGAUAGAAGUGCACAAGGGAUGUCUCGUCUUCCAUCAAGACCUCGACAAAGAAUACGAAGGCGAUUGUGACCCCGACUACGUGCAUGAAAUCGACGCAGCAAAAGUCUCCAACGAGGACCUUAAUACCGUGAUUGAGGAAUUCCUCCGUUACAACGAAAUCAAUCCGGAAGAUGUGACACUGGCAAAAGGUGAGGAGAAGUAUCGAGAAUACAGCCAACUGUCAGCAUUGCUGACGCCGGAAGAAGCCGAACGAAUAGAAGAUUUACCGGUCAAAUCGCUUGCUAAAACCAAGUACUCGAUCGUGACCGAAUUAGUGAGCAGCAGCAAGACGGACAACCUUGUGCCCUUCUACAAUAGUCAACAAAGUUGUGUGUCUCUUGCCUUCAACCUCGUCCAAAUGGCUUGGCUCAAGUGUCAUCCGGAUCAACCCAUUCCAGUCGUCAAUUACGAAGAAGCCAAAAAUGCAAAAGAAAUUUCCAUGUUAUAUUAUAUAACUGUGGGUACUAACUCAUUUCUCACCGGUAAAAUCCCAAAGGAAUUAGCUUAUAAAGUGCCGUGGUUCGAAAAGGAAGUUGUACGAAGGUAUUUAAUGAUUACUGAUGAGCUCAUUAAUCAGCCAAUAAUAUCCGCUCAGCCCACAUUAGAAAAAGUAAUACGCGAAAUGAAGUCUUUCUAUUUUUCAACUUUCAUCCUGUUGUUGCUCGGUUACUUGAUCCCAGACACGGCUUACCCAAACGCGUUCAUUUUCUGGAAUUUUGUUGGUGAAAUUGAAGUGAAUGAUCCAUCGAUUCUGCAUUAUUUCAUUGUCCCUUUAUUCAUAAUAUUAUUGGCCCAUCACAAUUGGUGUGGUGUUUUCCUUUCAGUUGUAAUCUAUUAUGUGGGUGACUUCUCAUACGACAUUAUUAAAUCUUUUCUUUCAGGUGAAUUCUGGGGUAAACUAAAUCGUUUUUUAGUUGAAGCUAUAUCUGCUAUUAGAGGAGUUGUCGAAGAAUUAAAGAAGCAAGACGAGUUGGGCCGAAAGUCUAAUUAAUUUAUUGAUCGAUUUUAGGAUGCGAGCCCACUAAGUCACGCAUAUACCUUAUGUACAUGUAGUAUGCAAUUUAUUAAAACAUGGACUGUGUAUUGGAUACCGCA
Daphnia pulicaria is the source of this 3318-nucleotide messenger RNA. RefSeq lists its product as uncharacterized. The coding region runs from base 2030 to 3214 and encodes 394 amino acids. The transcript has 12 exons. Lineage: Eukaryota; Metazoa; Arthropoda; Branchiopoda; Diplostraca; Daphniidae. The record is from RefSeq and is a predicted model, not a curated record.